AUGAUCCAUUGGGCCCGAAAGAAGGCAGGCAGGAAUGCAGCCAUUUAUGGUAUCUGCACGGAUAGCUAUGAGUGGGCUUUUGCGCAUAUCGACAACAAGAGUCGAUAUACACGUCGGUUUUUGCACUGGAUGCAUGGCCAGGAGCAAGAGAUCAUCGCCCAAGUGAACAAAAUCGUGGACCAGGCGGCCGUUCUCGCGGCGACUGCAACUAGACGCUCGUCUCAGUCAGGGCGCAGCGUGAGCGAAUUGACUCAUUGCAGAGUCUCCGAUGUAGACGAUGAAAUGGGCGAUUCCGACGAGCCUGACGAUUGA
Molecule: messenger RNA, 312 nt
Organism: Rasamsonia emersonii CBS 393.64
Lineage: Eukaryota; Fungi; Ascomycota; Eurotiomycetes; Eurotiales; Trichocomaceae
Exons: 2
Coding region: 1-312 (103 amino acids)
Source: RefSeq, a predicted model, not a curated record